GAAGGUGUAGAUACUUUGGAAUAUAGAUGGCAAUUAUGUCUCCUCUCUACAAAUAACAUCGAAAAAAGGGUUGAACACAUGAAAUAUUCUGUGAUGGAAAUGUAUAAAUUAUUGCAACAAGAGUUUUGCAGUAGUUCAACACUGGAGUGGUUAAAAUAAUGAAACACAUUCACAUUUUCUAAACGCGGCAUGGCGCUUGAAGCGCGUUUGAUAGUCUGCAAAGUUUGUAUUUGCUGGUUUUGCAAAUCUCGUAUUAAACAUUUUAUUGAAAUAUAUUAAAUUUAUUUUACUUGUUUUAGGAGUUUUCCAGUGUUGAUGAAAAUCUUUUGCAACCACGAAUGUUGCUGUAAUCAAAUGUAAGCAAGCUUUAAGUGUAGUGUAUAAGGAGGACGGCGUUUUGAAUUGCCACACAAGGGACGUUCGGGUCACCUUUUCAUUUUUGAUGUCAAGGUUGUGGGGUUCGAUCCAAGAAUGUAACAGUUUGGGCGCAGCAAAAUUUAGUCGCAUGUGUGCUCAGUUCAGGAAAUGCAAGGAUUGAAUGCCCAGUAGACCUAAAGCAUCUUGGAAAAAAUUGACAUUGUGGUUUCAAGUUUGGUUUGAUAAUGGCAAGUUUUGCGGCCCAAGCGGCUAUUAGAUCAAAAUGGACAGACUUGGUUGAAUCUUCUCCAUUCGACGUUCCUGGUGAGGUGUCAUCAGGAGUGAGAAGUGUGGUGGGAUGGCUGAAACAGGCAUCAUUAGAAGUUCGUCAGGCAGGCCGUCGUACUUUGAACACAUUAUCUGGUGGUGCUAUGGGAGGCUGUUCACUGACCAUCCUUCAUUACAAUGAUGUAUAUAAUAUUGAGUCCAGAGUCACAGAGCCUGUCGGAGGAGCUGCACGUUUCUGUACUGCAGUAAAGUCUUUCUUACAUCUUAACCCUCUGGUUCUCUUCAGUGGAGACAUCUUUUCACCGAGCAUGUUGAGCUCCUUCACAAAGGGUGAACAAAUGGUUCCAGUACUUAAUGAAUGUGGUACUCAUUGUGCUGUUUUUGGAAAUCAUGAUUUUGAUUUUGGUUUGGAAGUAUUGAGAGAUUUGGUUUCUCAGACAAAUUUUCCAUGGCUCAUGUCAAAUGUAAUUGAUCAGGAGACAGGGCGUCCAUUAGGAGAUGGGAGAAUAACACAUGUAAUUGACUGGAAUGGCAAGAGAAUUGGCCUUGUUGGGUUGGUUGAACAGGAAUGGCUGGACACACUAGCCAAUAUUAAUCCUGAAGAGGUAACUUUCCUUGACUUUGUUGAAGCUGGAAGAAAGCUGGGGGCUCAGCUCAAACAGGAGGGUUGUGAUUAUGUGAUAGCAUUAACACAUAUGAGAAAUCCAAAUGAUGUGAAGCUGGCAGAAAAUGUGGAUGAGAUAGAUCUGAUUCUGGGUGGACAUGAUCAUGUAUAUGAAGUUAAGCAAAUUAAUGGAAAGUAUAUAAUUAAAAGUGGAACAGAUUUUCGUCGUUUCUCCAAGAUCGCUUUAAAUUUUGAUAAGGCAUUAGUUGAUGUAAGUGUGGAAGAGAUAACAGUGACAUCUGCAUUCCCAGAAGAUCCAACACUCAAGCAAUUACUGGAUAAGUAUGCAAGUGUGAUGGAAGGAAAGAUGGAUGAAGUCUUAGGCUCAUUUUCAGUGCCUCUUGAUGGACGAUUUGAAAGUGUUCGUACUGGAGAAACAAACUUGGGUAAUUGGGUGUGUGAUGUCAUCUUGGCAGCUACUGGAGCAGACCUAGUUUUGUUAAAUUCUGGGACUCUGCGUUCUGAUCAGAUACAUCCUGCUGGAAACUUCUCAAUGAGGGAUCUAGUCACCAUAAUUCCCAUGAUGGAUCCACUUAUUGUGAUCUCUGUUACAGGGCAGGACAUCUUGGAUGCACUGGAAAAUGGUGUAAGCAUGUAUCCAAAGUUGGAGGGCCGGUUCCCCCAAGUUGCUGGUAUUAGUUUUGCAUUUGAUCCACAACAGCCACCAGGGAAGAGAGUUGAUCCUCAGUUUGUUAGGAUAGGCGAUGAGUACCUCGUACCUGAUCAGAGGUAUCGCCUAGCUACCAAAACUUACCUGUACUCAGGCUGUGAUGGUUACUCAGUGCUUAAAAAUGCAAAAGUGUUGGUUGAUCAAGAAGUGUGCCCUGAAGUUGGUUUAGCAAUUCAGAACCAUUUUCAGGCUAUAGAUAUGUGGUUAGGGAAGACAAAACAUCAUUCUAAACACCGCCAAAGCCUAGUCACGCUUUCACGCAGACAUAGUCUUGUUAAAAUGUUGGAUGGUGCAGGAGGUGAAUUGGAUGGUCCACCACCUAUCCGAAGAGCUAGCACAGUUGAUGUCAGUACAGGAGAUAAUAGACACUCGCCCAGUCCAUCUCCUCCUCAUCCUCACGCUCAUCCAAAUCCACAUCCACAUCCACCUCCACAUACUCACGCUCAGUCACGCAGCAGACUUACUCGAAGAGCUAGCUUAGACGACUUAGAACAGGAAUCUUGUAAGCUCUCUCCUAAGAUUGAGGGAAGAAUAGUCAUUCUUACAGAUGAGAAACGCCAUGAACUUAUGAUGGAAAGGCAGAGGCUUGAGGAAGACUCUGUGAUUCCAGAAGUCGAGGAUGAAUGUUCACCACAAGGGAGCAUUGACAGAGCAGAGAUAAGCUAAGUCUUGCACUAAGCAAUAAAUUUUACUCUUAUGCUCUCAAGUGUAGCUCAGUUAUAACAGAUUUCACUUUGGUUAUACUGCCAAGCUGUUGAAUGGUACAAGUUGAGUUUGUAUAUUGUAUUCUUCCUUUUUAGUAUUAUAAUGUAAGAGGAGAAUAUAUUUAACUGCAAAUUACUCUGAGUAUUAUUAUUCCAAAUAUGGAUUUUUAAGCCAUGACAGACUAUGUGCUGAGUGCACAGGAGAAGUUUGUAGUGUUUUCAUCUUACAUAGAAUAGGAACCAUACUGAAGAAUCAUGAUUUAAAUAUGGACAUUGAUAUAAUUACAAAUUUAAAAUGAUUCUUCCAUCUACUGUGUAAACAGUUUAUAGUGCAUAGAAGUACCAGCUUUCUUUGGUCAGUCAAAAUGUACGAAGUGCUUCCCAGUAUGUUAUUAUUACAUGUUGAAGAAUGUAGUUUCUUAUUAGUCUGUUUAUGUAUUUUAUGAUGAUUAUUUCUCAUAGAGAAAUGACAUUCACCACCCUUAUAAAUGCUGUGAUAUUUCUUUUCUUUUCCUUGUAUUUUCUUCUUGUUUGUAACUGAUUUUGUUAUAAAAGGGCUAUGCAAAAACCAUUCAUCUUCAAAUAUAAAAGAAAUAUUCAAGGAUUUAUGGCAUUAAUACAUUUUGAAAUUGACCAACUUGCAUAAUUAAAUUUAAAUGGAAGAAAGUCUUUGUAUCAGUCCCAUUGAUUCGUCUAUAUGUUUUCUUCAAAUGUGGCACAUCAGUAUGAAGACAUUUGAGGCAACUUUGUUAAUAUAGAACUCAUUCAUUAAUCUAGUAGCUGCACAUAUGUGAAGACCAAAUUAGUUGCAUAACUCCAGUAUAUGUAAUACUGUCAUUUAGGAGAAGGAAUCGGUCAGAAAAAAAUCUGCGUUAAAAAGAAAAUAUUAAGACAGUUGGUACUUCCAGCUAUUUAGGAUGUAUUAUAUCUGUAAAUUGGAACGGUGUGAAUGGGAAAACACUCGGUUACAUCAUAUCCUUACUUUAUACUCAAAUCAUCGCUGGCCUCAAGUUAUAUAUCAAUCCAAAUUACAUUACAUGCUUGUUAAACCACCAGUAAUAUGUUGUCCUGGAGGAAGAUGACUUCUGAAAAGAUGAAAUCAUUUUUGUGUUACCUAUAAAUCUAAGUGGACGUAUUACUAAAAAGAAUGAUGAAGACAAUUUGGGCCCAUGUAACAUGUUUAUACAUGAUUUACUUUGGCUCUGGGUUACUUCAUUUAGAGAAUACAUCACUUAAUUUUAUAUGAGCACAUUAAUACCAACCAUUGUCAUGAAGAAUAUAUAACUGUUACAAAAACCUUGGAUUGUCAAGAUAUUUUACUAAUUUCAAACAUUUCAUCAAAACAAGUGGAAAGUUAAGCCCAAUGGUUCUUGUAGAAAGUAGGGCUUCAUGUAUGACUGAAAAAUUUGUUGGAAAAUAUGGUGUAUAGUUUUUCACACAUAAACAUUCUUAGUUUUUCUUGUUAUCUGAUUGAAUUUUUAGUCAUAUUUUUACUUCUAAUGUAGAUUAAAGGAGGGAUACUUGUGAGUACAUCACAUUUACCUGCAAGGAAAAUGUUUUUAGUAAUUUCAGUGUUUAAUAGCAGAGUUUAUACAAAAAUUGUAUAAUAAAUAAAAUGUGUUGUUCUGUAAAUCAUUGCUUUUAUAACAGUUUGAUGGAUAUUGUGAGGUUAAAAUAGAACUAAAUAUGCCUUGUGAAAUUUUGUGGCUAUUUCCUUUCAUCUCUAAAUUUUAAAUUUUAUGUUUAUAUAUCUGUUCAGCUCAUGAAUACUUGAUGCUUAUAUACAUUCUCUUAUGAGUAAAGGCCUUUAUUGUUCUUUUUUUUACAGUUGUAGUGAACACAGUACAAUUUAGGCAGUUCAUACAAGUUUUGUAGCCUCUUAACCCUCUUAGUGCCAUGAGCUGAUUGGCCUGCCCAUGUGGAUUGCCAAACUUGAAGUCAACCAUGUCUGUCUGUAUUUCCUUAUGGUCAAUAGAUGGCAUGGAAUACCAUAUGUAAACAUAACAGGUGACUGGCCAUGCUUUUGGAAGGUAGAUAUUAUUUUUUGUAAUGUUGACUGAGAAGACAAGAAUAACAUUCAUGAAACAACUGGUGUUUGUGGGUGUAAGCAUAGUGAGUUGUGCUAGAGACAUUUUUGUUGUGGGAAGCUCCAUUUCUUUUAGCAGUUAUUUUAUGAAGUGUGGUUCUCUUGAAAGGUGUGUUCAUACACACAUUUAUCAAAGAAAGAUAUCAGCUUAAAAAUAGCAUUUGUUAUGAAUUUAUUUCUAUCAUUCUGCACUUUACUUGCUUUUCUAACUUAGGGGGUAGUUCCAGGUAAUGACUUAGCACUAAGAGGGUUAAAACUAAUCUUAAUAGUUGCCAUCAUUUGGCAUAUUCUUAAAAAUAUUGUUUCUUGUUUAUAAAGUACUGUGAAGAAUUAUUGUCACCUUUCAUCUUUUAAAGCAAUAUCCAUUAAAUAACUAGUCAAAAGCUUUAUGCAAGCUUGACAUGUUCACAUUUUUUAUAACAGCACAUUUUGAAGCCAUUAUUGUCUACAGAUUAAACUACAUAGAUGAUCUGAAAGAAUAAUCUAGUGUAUACAGUGUAAUGUUUAGAGCUUAUUUGUAUGUAUUGCACUUGCCAAGAUAUUACAGUUUUCAUUUUGGGUGAAAGAUUCAAUUAUGUAAAAUGCCUGCACAAAUCUUGGGCACCCUGAAAAUUUUGUGAUAGCAUCUAGAAUUUUCUGCAUGUUAUUCUGAUAGAUUUAUAUUUUUACAUAUUAUUACAUAGAAUUUUCAAAUUCACACCAUAUAGUAACAUUUAAAAUGUGUUUUUGAUCUUAUGUGUGUAAAUAGGUAUUUAAUUUCAUAGCAGCAUGCUAAGAAUAGUAUUUCCAUUUUCUGAUUGUGUGUAUUUUUUUCUGUUUUUUUCCUGAAUUUGUACAAAAUUUGUGCAGGCCUGGUGUACCAUGUUAUGAAACAUGGGUAUUCAUUGUUCUGUUAGGAUGACCAGAUAUCUCAUAUAUGGUUAACAGUGUGAACAGUAUUGACUUCUUCAGUUUGGGUUUUAAUCUCAUUUGUAGUUUCAAAAGAGGGAGUAACUAAAAUAAGAAUUACUUUAUGAAACAGAAUGUUUUUUAAACAUAAGGGUUCAAGUGAAAUUUGGGUAUUUUUUUGGUGUUGUAGUUAAUAUUUCCUGUAAAUUCUGUUACAGAAGGUUUUGGGGCAUGUAAGUUCACUUGAACCAUAUAACAGUUGUAAGUAAACACAUUGGCCAAGUUUCUGAAAGAAACUAAAUGCAUCUUAAAUCAUACUGCAUUUUUGAAUUAUAUUAUUGAUUUUUGUAUAAAUGGAUUAGAAAAUUAAAAAUAACAUCUUGUCUA
Zootermopsis nevadensis is the source of this 6044-nucleotide messenger RNA. RefSeq lists its product as uncharacterized. Gene Ontology annotation, molecular function: hydrolase activity. The record is from RefSeq and is a predicted model, not a curated record. Lineage: Eukaryota; Metazoa; Arthropoda; Insecta; Blattodea; Termopsidae. Gene Ontology annotation, biological process: nucleotide catabolic process.